This is a messenger RNA of Ectocarpus siliculosus, 3726 nucleotides long. Lineage: Eukaryota; Phaeophyceae; Ectocarpales; Ectocarpaceae. The record is from the annotation of a GenBank genome assembly.
AUGGGUCGGCGGCUGGUGGCGAGGGGGGGCACCAGCAGCGCGAGUGUACCGACCAACCAACAGGGCCGCGGGUUCGGCGACGAAAGGAGGAGCCGCUGCGAUGUGAGGAGGAGGGGAAUAACAGGGGCCAAGCUCGGCGGAGACACACCCGUGGGGUCGACCCUCGCGAGGCUGCUUCGGUUGCUGAGCAUCGUUCUUGCCGCCGUCGCCUUCGGCCAGGCGGAUGUCGUGGACGAAGACCGGGAGUACCUCGGCAUCCUGUACACCAGCCUGGGAGGGAGCGACUGGCACGACAACGCCAACUGGACCGUCUCCGGCGUGGACGUUAGCGAGUGGGAGGGAGUUUCCGUCGCGACCGAUGAGAACGGAACGGAAUACGUCUACGAGAUCAGCCUCGGGGACAACCACCUCGUCGGUGACGCGUUUCCGGCCGUGGAGUACGGCCAGCUGUUGGGCCUGCAGAAGCUCUCUCUCGGAGGCAACGACAUCACGGGCGAGCUUCCGGCAGGCCUGGAGAACCUGGUCAGCCUUACCCUUCUGGACCUGAGCGAUAACGGCUUCGAAGGAGAAAUUCCUCCUGAGCUUGGAAGCGCUCCGUCCCUCGUUCGCCUGGAUCUCCAGGGCAACGCCCUCACAGGAAAAAUCCCAUCGGAGCUAGGGGGUAUGGCACAAGUGGGCAUACUGUAUCUGCAGGACAACGCCUUGGAAGACAUAAUUCCUCCCGAGCUGGGCAACCUGGCGUCGCUGACACAGCUGGACCUCUCCGGCAACACAGGGUUGAUAGGUCCGAUCCCCCCGGAAUUUGGCGGCUUGGUGUCGUUGAAGGCCCUGUACAUGGAAGACAACAGCCUGACAGGGGACAUCCCGGCAGAGCUGGGGACGCUUGCCGAGGGCGGGGAGCUUCAAGCGGUGGAUCUUAGGAACAACUACUUGACAGGGGAAGCCCCCGAAGGUCUGGAACAGGUGUCGACUCUCCUAUUGGACGGGAACUUUGUUGACGGCUACGAGCAAAGAGCGGACGAUUCCACGGCGCCCCCAUACCCAACCCCAGCACCCGCGACACCGGUGCCGACACCUGCCCCGACGAUCGCUACGCCGACGCCGACCACAGCAUCCCCAAGCCUCUCACCGUCACGUGCGCCGACGACCCCCGGACCGACGGCACUGGCGACUCCCGCCGCCGCUACGCCGUCGCCUACGUCUGCUUCGGGGACACCGGCGGACGGCGCGCUCUCGACCCCCGGCGGUGGGGACGGCGACGCCGGCGGCGAUGAUGCCGACCCCGCCAUGGUCGCCGGUGCGGUGGUCGGGGCGCUGGUGUUCGUGUGCUCGGUGUGCUGGGUGUGCAAGGGCUGCUGGUCCUGGCGCAGACGGAGGAAAGAAGAGCAAGGUGGUGGCAGCGACGACCCCGACGGGACAGAAGAGGUAACUCCCGACACGAACGUGGUUGACGCCACGGCUGCACCGGGGUCGCUGCAUUGCGGAGACGUCGCCGGCGGCGGGGGGGGGGGCGCUCGUUUCUCGGUGAAAGAAAACGGAGCCCGUAUUCCUAGAACCUGCCCGUCGGACGAGAGGACCAUCAGGAGCAUGAGCGAGGACUCCGACGGCGCCGUCAGCAGCAUCCUCACCACGGAGCUCGUGCCGGCCCUCGCACCGAAACAUCCCCUCCCCGAUGUCGAGGUGCAGCUCGGCUCGCCCCGUCGCCGCCUCGGAGAGGAGUUGCCUCCGGGCGUCGCGCCGCCCGACUCCCCCACGGGAGUCCAGCUCGGCUCACCCGCUACCGGCCCCGCCCCCGCCGCGGACAUCGAGAUCGGUGUCCUAUUUGAAGCCAGCCAACACCGUUUUCUGGAAAUGUAUUACCGUGACGAGGACCACGGGUCGUCGUCGGGACUGGCCGACCCUCCCGGUACGCCGUGGCUACACCAUAGCGCCUCUGUGGGGGGGGGCACCAAGGUAGCAAGGGCGCGGAGGACGCAGCAGGUCGGCCGGUGCAGGUCCGAGGAAGUAACCCGGCAAAACACCCUCGACGGUGCCCGGACCACCGGCGUCCGUGCAUACGGUGUGGAAAACGGUGAGCGGCCGCCGUACUACCAAGCCGAUGACGCAUCGUCCUCUCUCGACGAUCGCGACAAGGACGGAAGGAGAAGCGGCGGCGGCGGAAGCGGCGGCGGCACAAGCGCCGGCGAAAGGCGCAUGUCGAUCAUGACGGGUUUGAAGAAGGCCGCCCGUGCGGCACAGAACUCUUCGAUCACCGGUGUGCCGGAGGUUGCCAUGUUCGUGGAGACACUCGUGACGCUGAAGGCGGACAACGAUGGGAUCACGGCUGCGUUCGACACGAGCCUCCAGCUGUGCUCCAACCUCGCUAAGUUUCUCGAGAGCAUUACUGAGGAUUCAGCGACGGAGACCCACCGCGAAACGGGCCGUAGGCUGCUGGAAGGCGUCCAGGAACAGUUAGACGCCGUCAUCGACAUCAUCGAGGUUUACAAGCGGAAGACCAGGCUGGGGAGGAUGUGGACCGCAAGCAUGUACCGCACGCGGGUGGAGGAAGCGGACGCUUCGGUCCGGAGAAUGCUGGAGUACUUCAACUCGUACGUCAACGCGACGUCCUUGUCCGAGAUACAGAAAGUCAGGGCCGAGCUGGCGAAUCAUGUCACGGACAAGCGCCUCAGAAGGCAACAGCAUCUAGAAAGACUCAUCGAGGAGGAAGAGAUCCCCCAAGGGUCGAUCGAGAUAGUCCGGGACCUCGUUAUCGGCUCGGGAGGGGCGGGCGAGGUCUACAUGGCCAACUACGAUGGCUUCAACGCGGCGGCAAAGGUGGUGUCUAUCAAGGGCGGCUCCGGUGCGGCCAAGCAGCAGCAGAUCAAGUCCUUCCUGGCCGAGGCGGGCAUCAUGCGGCGCCUCAGCAAGAGCCCGCACGUGGUCCGCGUCUUCGGCAUCAUCACGUCGCGGACGAGCGAGCUGGUGCUGGUGAUGGAGUACAUGUCGGGGGGUGACCUCUUCUCCUUCAUCAAGAAACAUCGCGAGGAGGGCCUGGAACUUUCGGCUAAGCUGACGAGGGACCUUGUCGAAGACGUGGCGCACGGAAUGGCCUACCUCCACCAACACUCGACCUGGCACGGGGACCUCAAGUCUCUCAACAUCCUUCUCGACGCCGAUUGUCGCGCCAAGAUAUCCGACUUCGGGACUUCCCACUGGACGGAGCAGACCAAGUCCAAUUGCGUGCAGUCGCAGACCCCUGGUACCGGAGGGUUCAACCAUUUCACUUUCCACUGGGCUGCGCCCGAGGUUUUGGAGCACGGCAGCGCUUCGGAGCAGCUGAGGAGGGCCAGCCUCGACAUAAGCCAGCCCGGCCAUGAGCAUCACCAGGCAGACCGACGUUCGAGUCCACUCGCCGAAGAGGCCACUCUGCCCGGCCUGAGCUUCAAGAGCGAUGUCUACAGCUUCGGGGUAGUGGUGUGGGAAGUGCUCUCCAGACAGGCUCCCUGGGAACACGUGUCGUGGACGGAGCUUGUCCGGAGGGUUUGCAUGACUUGCGAGAGGCCGCCGCUGCCGCUCUCCGCGCCGGCCGAGCUGGCGGUCCUGGCGAGGGAGUGCUGGGCGCACUCGCCGCGGGAUCGCCCCACCUGCGACCAGAUCGUGGCGCACCUCGCGGGAGAAGCCGGGGCUCUCAAUUCCCGGAGGAGGAGGACGACGGGAGGCGGCUCCAGCGGGGACGGAAGACCGUAA